AAUACACCCCAGGUGCCUGCGGUUUGGUUUACCUGUGUGAGGUGCGCUUGGAGCUCCAAUAUUGAACAUUUGACACCAGAGAGGACUGCAACAGUAUUCCUGUGGGUGAUUGAAAAGGGGACAUCGACAAUGAUACUAUUUUUCAUACUUGCAGUGUUCUCAUCUGCCAGGGGCCUUCAGGUGACCAUUCAACAACCUACAUAUGAGGUUGCGCGAGGCGAUGAUGUCACCCUGGUGUGUAGUUUCAUACCUGCCAUGCCAGUCAAUCCGUUGACGCUGGUCAUCAUCUCAUGGUCCAUGGAAGCUGAUAGCCCUGAGGAUCCAAAGAUUAUUAUCGCCUCGUUCUACUCUACCAACAAUCAACUGGACAUCAAACCUUCCUAUAAGGGCCGAGCAGAGAUGACCCAUGACGUCCCUGGAGGGCGGAGCACCCUGACCCUCCGCCAGGUGUCCAUGCAGGAGAACAGGCUUUGGCAGUGCAGGUUGCAGAUCCCUGGAGACGAUGAGGGGAAGCCUUCCGCCACCACCGAACUGGUGGUCCUUGUGGCUCCCUCUGUGCCCAUCGUCAGGGUGCAGGGCGAAGCAGAGUACUGGAGCAACAUCAACCUGACAUGUGUGUCUGAGGAGGGCUCCCCCGCCCCCACCUAUGGCUGGAAGACAUACGAUGUCAGGAACACCCCCAGAGCAUUCCCAGCGAGGACCACUGAGAAAAAUGGUGUUCUAUCUCUAUUCAAUGUCUCCAUGGAGACUUCCGGUUUCUUCAUCUGCACCGCGACCAACCAGGUCCGCUCUGCCAGCUCAAACUUCACCCUCACUGUCAUGCCCCCCUCCAUGAAGUUAGGGUCCACAGCAGCCAUCAUUGGAGGGGUCCUAGCUGGGGUCCUGGUCCUGGGGAUUGUCAUCUACUGCUGCAGGAAGAAGAGGAACAAAGCUAAACAGAAGAAUGUUCAAGGAGCUCCAGAAGCGGUGCAGUUCCAUGACACGCCCACACUCAAAGUUGGUGCAGGUUACCGGGAGGACAUACCGGAAGACAGGACUGAGGAGAGCAUCAUGCAUCAAUAUGAGACGAAAGGGGAGAUGGAGCACGACGACCAAAGUGUUAGAACAGAUUACAGUGAUGGCCGUAAGGAGAAUUCUGAUGACAAUCGCAAAAACUACGUAGAUCAGCGCGAUCGCUAUGGUGGCAGCCGCGAUCGCCUCGACGACCAGCGUGUUAGAUAUGGUGGCAGCCGUGAUCGCCUUGAUGACCCACCCAUUCGCAAUGGUGGCAGUCGUGAUCGUCUUGACGACCCGCCUGUUGUUCGCUAUGGUGGCGGUCGUGAUCAUCUUGACGACAAGCCUGCUGUUCGCUAUGGUGGCAGCCGCGAUCGCCUUGACGACCCACCUGUUCUUCGCCAUGGUGGCAGCCGCGACCGCCUUGACGACCCGCCUGCUGUUCACUAUGGUGGCAGCCGCGAUCGCCUUGACGACCCGCCUGUUCUUCGCCAUGGUGGCAGCCGCGACCGCCUUGACGACCCGCCUGUUCUUCGCCAUGGUGGCAGCCGCGAUCGCCUUGACGACCUGCCUGUUCUUCGCUAUGGUGGUAGCCGCGAUCGCCUUGACGACCCGCCUGUUCUUCGCCAUGGUGGCAGCCGCGACCGCCUUGAUGACCCGCCUGUUGUUCGCCAUGGUGGCAGCCGUGACCGUCUUAACGACCCACCUGUUAUUCGCCAUGGUGGAAGCCGCGAUCACCUUGACAACCCGCCUGUUGUUCGCCAUGGUGGCAGCCGUGACCGCCUUGAUGACCAGCAUGAUCGGUACAAUGACCUGUACGAUGAAUCAUAAGAUGACCGUGACUGAGACCCAACCUGUCUUAGCUAACUUGUCCAAGGGUAUUACAGCCAUCCUCCCCAAUGCUAAUCUGCUGGUACAGGGAGCCUACUUCAGUUGUCCUAUGCUGGUGCUCUACCUACCCCAUAAUCUCCCCUUUGAUUCUAAUGCCUCACAAACAAUCAUUAAUGUUACGCUAUUUCUAGGCUGUUCUUAACUGCAUUUGGGCAAUUGCUCGAUCAAAAUAACACCAGAUCCUGGUGCACUUGACAACCGUAAUUUGGAAAAUACAACAUUAUUUUAUUUGAUAAACAAACUAGGCCUACUUCAAGUUACAUAUGAUGAGAUGAGGCCCAAUUUCAAACUGAACCAUGGCCCAAAGGGCACUUCUACACCUCUCUGUAAAGAGCUGAAAGGAUUGGAUCAGGCUCUGUGUCUAGGUGGUGGAGGCCUCUCUUCAACAGCUACUGUGUCUUAGCCUCCUACAUGAGGCUCAAAGAAAGCUAUUACCAUGCUAUUCAGAAGAACUAUCUAGUCCUUUCAGAUCUUUCGGGGAGGUUGAAGAAGUACCUUGUGGUUGGGGCCCGGGGUUGGUUUGAAACAACUGGACCUAAAUCAAGUUUUACCAUGAAGAGAAGUACCCUUGGGUUGUAUGACCCCAUGUGGUCAAUAACUGUUGAGUAUGUGUGUAAUCAUGGAAUGGUUUUGACCCUGUGCUACAUGUUUUCAUUAUUACUUUGUGGUGAAAGUAGGCUAGAUCAAUUAAUUUUUUAUAAAGCACAGAUUUUCUGUUUUAAUCAAUUAACUGUCUGAUUAAAUAGGGUGUAUGUCAAUGCAAUGAAAAGCAUUAUUUAAUUAAGGAUUUUUUAUUAAUUUAAAUGAAUCAUAUAUAUACAAAUAAAGGGAAGAAGUGGAGGAAAAACUGAA
Coregonus clupeaformis (lake whitefish) is the source of this 2736-nucleotide messenger RNA. Its product is annotated as cell surface A33 antigen. The record is from RefSeq and is a predicted model, not a curated record. Gene Ontology annotation, cellular component: plasma membrane. Bases 130 to 1824 code for a protein of 564 amino acids. The transcript is spliced from 8 exons. NCBI's taxonomy places the organism in Eukaryota, Metazoa, Chordata, Actinopteri, Salmoniformes, Salmonidae.